GGGAGCUGGGGGGAUGACAGGCCUCAAGCGUGUGCAUAAAGUGUACGCUUUGAAUGAGGCUUACGGGGAAGAUGCGAUAUCGGGUGAGGAGGCGGCGAGGGGAGAAUACGAUUCACGCAAUCGCACCACCAGCAUCUCAGUACCCAGAGGAUCUCUCCACGACUUCCGCCUGAAGAGGAACUACACGGUCGCUGCCGCCCACAAGCGGGUCCGGUCCAAGAAGUCAUCCCCCCAACAUGGUUCCUCCUUGUACCACCAGCAGCUGUCCAUGCCCAGUGAAUCUUUCCAGCAGCUGGCAGUGCCAGAGUAUGAGCAGCGGAGUGCCCAGCACAUCGAGUGUAUAGAGAAGGCCUUCGGCUCCAUGGACGUCAAACACAAGCUGGAUAAAACCAAGAAAAAGAAGAAUUCAGGGGAAGAACAGGCGCCCGUCGUGCUUCCAUUGCCAAGUUGCUCGGAAGAAGUAAUGAAAGUCAUCGGACUGGACUCAUCACUUGUGGAUAUGAUGCAGGAACAAAAGUUUCAGUUUGAAAAAAAUCUACGCGACGAAGAGCCAGAUUUCAUGAAUGACAAAAAUCUACGGGGCGACGAACCAGUAUUUCAGAGUAACGAUUCAGAACGCAACAACGAACUUGGCUACGUCACUGGUAUCGUUCACAAUUCGAGCAGAAUUCAUCACCAUGACAGAAAUGAACCAAAAUACCGAAGCCGUGACCAGCUACACGACUCAGAAAUGAUACCUGAAAAAGAUACCUCAGGUGCACAAGGGACAUACAAGACGUCGGAAAUUACGAGCCCUAACGUCGAUAUCGUGCAGAGGAUUGAGGAGAUCAAGGAAAGGAUUGACGUGCUGACGAAGGCCAAGGAAAAGGCGAUAAGCCAAAGGAAGACGUCGGAAAUCCGAACUCCGGUUGUGAAUAAAUCCUAGAUUUAUUGUAAUUUUCCCGUUACUAAUUAAGAAAAAAUGUUGAGAUGUAAGGAAUGUUUGAGAACUAAUUCUCAUACUAUAUAACGAGUUCUGGGAGGUGAAAAAUGGAGU
Messenger RNA from Hyalella azteca, 1036 nucleotides. RefSeq lists its product as uncharacterized. Bases 14 to 925 code for a protein of 303 amino acids. NCBI's taxonomy places the organism in Eukaryota, Metazoa, Arthropoda, Malacostraca, Amphipoda, Hyalellidae. The transcript has 3 exons. The record is from RefSeq and is a predicted model, not a curated record.